UAACCUAACCAUAAUAGACUCUGUGAAUCUGCUUGCUUUAUCUUUACUAUUCAUAAUCAAAGCUCUAAUGGUUGAAACCCCAUCUUCUUUAGCUCUAUUUCAUGUGCAUCCUCUUCAUAACUGUUCACUUUGCAUCCACAUCUCAUUCAGUUUCCUUUGUUUCAUCUUUCAUUCACCAGAAUCAUGGGCAAUUUCUGCUCAAUCCAAAUUGGUUUACAGAAUUUCAUCCUUCGUGGCUUGGAUUCCAUUGCUGGACAUGCUAAUUACGUGUGCAAGCUUCAACAAACCCUUCCAACUUUAUCUGCUGCUCUUCAAGAACUGAGGGCACAAAGGAACGACCUGCUACGGCAGGUUGAUCUUGCAGAACAACGACUAUUGAAGCCAUUUGAGCAAGUACAGCUAUGGCUUUCAAAAACAGAAACUAUGACAACAGAGGCGGAAAAGUUGAUUGCAGAUGGCCCUCAAGAAAUGAAUAACUUGUGUCUCGGCGGCUGUGCUUCCAUGAAUUAUUUGUCUAGCUACAAGUUUGGUAAAAAGGUGGUCGAAAUGCUUCAAGAAAUAAGUGAUCAUAAGAGUAAAGGAGUUUUUGAGAAAGUAGCGGAGAAUCAGCCCGCAGCUUCAGUGGUAGUUAGACCUGUAGAGCAGCCAGUUGCUCUAGAAUCCACAAUCCAAAAGGUAUGGAGCUGCAUCGUGGACAAAGAUGUGGGGAUCAUUGGCCUCUAUGGCUUGGGGGGCGUUGGCAAGACAACUCUCUUGACCAAACUCAACAACAAGUUCAGCACCACACCGAAUGAUUUUGAAGUUGUUAUCUGGGCAUUGGUGUCUAAAGAGUCCGAUGUUGGAAAGAUUCAAGAUAGGAUUGGUGGAAAUCUUGGGUUUUCAGAUGACUCAUGGAAGAAUAAAAGUGUUGACCGGAAAACUACAGAUAUCUAUGGGGUGUUGGGCAACAAGAAAUUUGUUGUAUUAUUGGAUGAUUUAUGGGAGAGGGUGGAUUUGAACCAAGUUGGGAUACCAAAACCAAGCCAAGAGAAUGGUUCCAAACUUAUUUUUACUACUAGGUCUUUGGAGGUAUGUGGUGAAAUGGAAGCUCAAAAGAAAAUCAAAGUGGAGUGCCUGGAAACGGAAAAGGCUUGGGAAUUGUUUCGAUCCAAGGUUGGAGAUGAAACUCUCAACAGCCAUCCAGAUAUUCUAAAUCUAGCUAAACAAGUAGCUGAAAGGUGCGGUGGACCGCCUCUUGGACUAAUUACAAUCGGUCGUGCCAUGGCUUGCAAGAAAACACUUGGGGAAUGGAAAUAUGCAAUUGAGAUGUUGAAGCGAUGUGCAUUGCCAAAAUUAGAAAAUGAGGUAUUUCCGCUUUUAAAAUUCAGUUAUGAUAAUUUGCCUAAUGCCACAAUGAAAUGUUGCCUCCUAUAUUGUUGUUUGCAUCCCGAAGGUUAUUGUAUUCCCAAAAGGAGAUUAGUAGAGUAUUGGUUUUGUGAAGGGCUACUGAACGAAUUUGAUAGAAUUAGUGAAGCUCAAAUGCAAGGAGACAACAUCAUCUGCUCUCUUAUCAGUGCUUGUUUAUUGGAAAAUGAUGGUGAAAUAGAUGGAGAAGAUUGUGUGAAGAUGCAUGAUGUGAUCCGUGACAUGAUUUUAUGGAUUACACGCGAGUUCGAAGCAACACGGAAUAAUUUUUUUGUAAAAGCAGGGGCUCAAUUAUUUCAAGAACCAGAUGUUAAGGCAUGGGAAAAUGUAAAAAGAAUGUCUGUGAUGGAAAAUAAGAUUGAAGUUCUCAACAAAACACCCAAAUGCCCUAGCCUUCGAACCUUGUUUCUUAGCCAAAAUAAAUUGAAAGUGAUCAGCGAUGGUUUCUUCCAAUUUAUACCUCAUUUAACUGUUUUGGAUUUGUCAAGAAAUGGAGGAUUACGAGCAUUGCCUAAGGGAAUUUCAGAAUUGAUUUCACUAGAAUGUCUUGAUCUAUCUUAUACUGGCAUAUCAGAGUUGCCAAUAGAGUUGAAAUCGUUGACAAAGCUAAAAAUGUUGGACUUGAGUUAUACGGAGAAUCUCAGAAAAAUCCCACAACAUUUAAUAUCUAGUUUUCUCAAGUUGCAAAUAUUCAGAAUGUGGUGGCGGCUAAAUAGAGAUUAUCAUGAGGGUAAUGAAAAGCUUAUAGAGGAGUUGCAAGGUUUGAAAUGCUUGAAUAUACUAAGGAUACCGAUACACAACAUGUUUUGUCUAGAAAGAUUACUGAGCUUUAACUUAUUCCGAUGUUGGACCCAAGCACUACAACUUAGAGGUUUUAGAGGACUAGAAGUGUUUAAUGUUCUAUGCUUAGAAAAUUUAGAGUUCUCCUAUUUUGAAAGCAUGGAGGAGAUAAAAAUGGAAAAGCUAUAUACCUGGGUUUCUUCCAGUAUUAACCAUACUUCAUGCUUUCACACGUUGAGCAGAGUAUCAACAAUGGGAUGUAACUUGGUUGAGUCUUGCUCCAAAUUUAAGAGUUCUUUUUAUAUAUUUUUGUCCAAAAAUGGAAGAAAUAUUGAGUGAGGAAAAACUUGGUGAAGUUGCAUGUGUGGAUGGAAUCCCAUACCUUAAACCAUUUCUGAAGCUUGAAACACUUUACUUAAGUUGUUUACCGAAAUUGAAGAGCAUAUACUGGGAUGCCCUACCCUUCCCAUGUCUGAAACU
Gossypium raimondii (Peruvian cotton) is the source of this 2664-nucleotide messenger RNA. RefSeq names its product disease resistance protein SUMM2-like. Gene Ontology annotation, molecular function: ADP binding; protein binding. NCBI's taxonomy places the organism in Eukaryota, Viridiplantae, Streptophyta, Magnoliopsida, Malvales, Malvaceae. Bases 184 to 2523 code for a protein of 779 amino acids. The record is from RefSeq and is a predicted model, not a curated record. The transcript has a single exon.